Endocarpon pusillum Z07020 is the source of this 2559-nucleotide messenger RNA. RefSeq lists its product as uncharacterized. The transcript has 4 exons. Gene Ontology annotation, biological process: double-strand break repair; DNA double-strand break attachment to nuclear envelope. The record is from RefSeq and is a predicted model, not a curated record. Gene Ontology annotation, cellular component: nucleus; Cul8-RING ubiquitin ligase complex. NCBI's taxonomy places the organism in Eukaryota, Fungi, Ascomycota, Eurotiomycetes, Verrucariales, Verrucariaceae. Bases 1 to 2559 code for a protein of 852 amino acids.
AUGGCUCCGAUGGAGGUUGACGAGGCUGCUCCAGCACUCUUCGCGCAAUGUCGGUUUGCGCUGGUCUGCGGCGACGGCCUGGACGAUGAUGCUGCAAAGAAGCUUGCAAGCACCCUGAAAUUGCACGGUGGAGAAAUUGUGACUGAUCAAUACGAUGGCGAAAAUCUACCACUUGAAGAACUCACCCAUAUCAUUUGCGCCACAUGCGACUUUCCCAGCUAUGAUGCCGCGUCAGACGCUUUGAUACCAGUAAUCAAACCACACUGGGUCGAUGCUUCCCUGGCAAAAUCAAAGCUCGCCAAUCCUCGUCAAUAUAGUUCAGAUCCUCGAUUGAUCAUGUCUAAUGUCGUUAUUUGCUGUGCCGACUUGCCCGAAGGAGACAAAGAUGCGAUCAUUGGUGGUGUACUUGCGAUGGGAGGAUUGCAUUCUGCAAAAGUUUCGAGCAUGGUUACACAUAUCGUCGCGUUGACCAUGGAUUCGGAAAUCUGCAGAAGUAUUGCUAUGAGGAAGCUCAACAUGAAGAUUGUUUUGCCUCAUUGGUUCGAUGACUGUCUCAAACUCGGACGCCGGAUCGACGAAAACCCAUACCUCCUCCCAGAUCCUGAGAUCCUUCGCCACUCUAAUGCUAUCGCACCGAGGGCUGCAGAAAAUGGACAUCUCACUGGUGCCAUUGACCCUGAUCCAUCUCAUGCUCCGUCUUCAACCACCAUCCGCUCACCACGUGGUCCCCUUCAGGUCUUCGCCAGGAAGAAAGUUAUGUUGUCUCAAGAUCUUGGUAUAGGCAGUCAUCUCAAGGAUGUCCUAAAGGAUUUAAUCGAGGAAAGUAGCGGUCAUGUGACUGAAGAUUCGCGCAAGGCCGACAUGUUCAUAUGCAAGUAUCGUGAGGGGCCUGACUACCGUCUGACGUCGCAAGCUGGCAAAGACGUUGGCAACCUCGCUUGGCUCUACUAUCUGAUCACCAACAACUCUUGGACGUCGCCUAUGCGUCGGUUAUUACACUAUCCUAUUGCUCGCAAUGGCCUUCCCGGAUUUCAAGGGCUCCGCAUCAGCUUGUCCAACUACAGUGGAGAGGCUAGAUUAUAUCUGGAGAAUCUCAUCACAGCUGCAGGUGCAGAGUGUACAAAAACACUGAAACAGGACAAUACCCAUCUAAUCACUGCACACAUCAUGAGCGAGAAAUGUGCGGCCGCAAAGGACUGGGGAGUGCACAUUAUCAAUCAUCUGUGGCUAGAAGAAAGCUAUUCGAAAUGGAAAUUACAGAGCAUCACAAAUUCCCGAUAUACGCAUUUCCCUCGUCGAACCAAUCUAGGAGAGGUGGUAGGGCAAACGAAAAUCGAUCGUCAUGCUUUGGAGCAUUAUUUUUUCCAUACCGAGGAUACGGAAAUGGAAGACGCUAAGGAUCAAUCACAACCCAUGCAACGGAAAGAUCCAAACAUGGCGCCAAUACCAACUAGCAGUUCGGUAAAUACCCCUCGAACGCCUCACGUGAGACAGAAGGCAGCCAGAAACAGUGCUCAUGCUGCCGGGACGCCGCGGCAUUCCACAGGUGUGGAAAGAAAGUCAGAGGCCGGCAAGAUGCGGACUCCGGCAGCAGGACGGAUUGUCAGUGACGGCAAAGAGAACCAAACCCCCUCAACAACGAGUAGUCGCAAGGCUAAAGAUGCAGCGGCCGCACGUCUCCAUGACAUUGUUUCGGAUAUCACUUUGUACGAAAAAGAAAAGAAAAGAGUAGGUGGUGUUGUCUAUGGUGGACGUCGAAAGAACGACCCUGAUCGAGUGGGGGCUGAUCGGAAGAGGUCAAUCACUGAGGAUCCUGAUAGUGAUGCGACUGAGGGCGGAGAGUCGAAACGAUUGCGGACUGGUACGGCUCGAUCGACGAUUCACUUACUAGUAUCAGGAUACAAGAAAUGGGUUUCACAUCCAAAACUCGAGGAUGCCAACAAGAAACAAUUAAGAGAUCUUGGAAUCAUUGUGACGCAAGACCCAUCUCGCGCAAGUCAUCUUGCAGCUCCAAGCAUCCUUCGGACCCACAAAUUUAUCUCAGCCAUGGCGUACGCGCCAACCAUCGUAUCCACUGAUUUCAUCGACCAAUGCCUUGAAGAAAACGAAUUCCUACCCCCUGAAGACUUCCCGUUGCAAGACAAAGCAAAUGAGAAGCGCUUCCAGAUUUCGCUCGCCGAAUCGCUGAAGCGAGCUAAGGAGAACCACAACAAGCUAUUUGAAGGUCGCACGAUAUACUGCGUGGAGAUUAUCAAUGGAGGUUUCGACACAUACAAGUCCAUCAUCGAAGCCAAUGGAGGUCAAUGUAAUAUGUAUCGAGGAAGACCCGGGACAAUGGUGCCGUCACGACGAGCGGAUAGUGAAACAAGUACGGCAGAGGAGGCAACCCAGGCAGAAGUCUUUUUGAUCAGCGGCCAAGACCAGGAACGCCUCUGGUCCAGGUUCCGACACAUGGCUGAGAGAAGCAGGAAGAUCCCCAGAAUUGUGCGAUCGGAGUGGUUGAUUGAAUCGGCUAUGGCGCAGAAGAUCCUGCCAGUUGGUCCUCAUGAGCUUCGCUGA